GUGAGAGAGAACGGGAACUAGCGUUCCCACUACUUUCAUUUUUUUUAAGUUUCAAAAACUCUAACAAACUUUAUUUCGCCGGGACAAAGACCUUUAUGUAAACACAUAUCUAAACUAUAUACGAUCCUAUUUAGCUGUCAGUUUCGUGUAUCAGUUGGGAAACUAGUUUUUUUUUUAAACAGAAAAUAUUCAAGGGCUUGGAAAGAUCCGCGGAGAUCUUGUGUGCAGAAGUUUUCGCUACCUCCCAUUGAUGCUUCUACAACAUGGGUGGUCUAUCCACUUUGGUGAGCUGUUGCUUAGCAGCUAAUAAUAGUAGAUGUUUGCUAAGUAAUUUGCUUCUUCCUUAGCCAAUGGGAAUCCGGUAGAGAGGACUUUCCAUCAACUCCUUUUGAUGGGCUGUAGGCGGGUUUUUCUCUCCAAAUGUUGGAUGCCUGAGAUCGGGAACAGAAGUAAAGAUUGAGCUGAAAGAGUAUAUAUUUUUUCAUUCCGUGGUGUUAGAAGGACGAGUAAAAAGGAGCGAGCGAGCGAGCGAGAGAGAGAGAGAGAGAGAGAGAGAGAAACUACACGUGGGUGUAGAGUCAAGAUCCUCAAGGAUUUCUGCGCGAAAUGUUGGAAUGGAAAUAUCAGGCUUUCGCUCAGGAAGAGACUAGGGACUCUCCAGCUGGUUUUCUUGUCACUUUUGGGGAAUUAUUGCUGUUGUUGUUGUUGUUGAACCAAACGAUCGGCGACUGGUUUCCAGCGACAUGACUUCGGUUUCUGACCUUGCCCGGAACGAUGGAGCCUUGCCCCCGCGGUACAGCCACCGAGCCCCGGCCGUUUGCUUGGAUCUGCAGCAGAGACCUAGUUACUGCCACGCUGCCUUCGCAUUGAAGCAAAUCUCCAAGGGUAAGGCAGAAGGGCGCCGGGCUCCACUGUGGCUCCGAGCCCAUUUCCAGGCCAAACUCUUCAGACUGGGCUGCACCAUCCAGCAGCACUGUGGCAAGUUCCUCUUCAUUGGUCUCUUGGUCUUUGGAGCUUUUGCAGUUGGCCUGAGAGUUGCAAGCAUUGAGACGGAUAUCGAGCAGCUUUGGGUGGAAGUGGGAAGCCGAGUGAGUCGAGAGUUAAUGUACACACGGGAGAAACUGGGCGAGGAGACGAUCUUCACAACGCAGAUGCUGAUUCAAACCUCGAAGAAGGAAGGGGAGAAUAUCCUUACUCAGGAAGCAUUGCUCCAGCAUCUGGAUGCUGCCCUUGCAGCCAGCAAAGUACAAGUCUUUCUCUAUGGAAAGUCCUGGGAUUUAAACAAAAUCUGUUACAAAUCUGGAGUGCCUAUCAUUGAGAAUGGAAUGAUUGAGCGAAUGAUUGAGAAGCUAUUCCCCUGUGUUAUUCUAACUCCCUUAGACUGCUUCUGGGAUGGUGCCAAGCUUCAAGGAGGUUCUGCCUACCUACCGGGUAAGCCAGAUAUUCAGUGGAUGAACCUUGACCCUGUGCAGCUCCUGGAUGAACUGGGGCAAUUUACAUCUUUGGAAGGAUUCACGGAGAUGCUGGAUAAGGCACAAGUAGGACAUGCCUACAUGGACAGGCUCUGCUUACAACCAGAUGACACUGAAUGCCCCGUGUCUGCCCGAAACAAAAAAUCACUGGAGGCUCCUAACAUUCCCACUGAAUUAACUGGAGGCUGCCAUGGAUUCUCAAAGAAGUUCAUGCAUUGGCAAGAGGAGCUGAUUUUGGGUGGUGUCAAGAAAAAUUCCCAGAACAUACUGCUGAGUGCUGAAGCUCUUCAGACAAUGUAUCUGCUGAUGAGCCCUAAGCAACUUUAUGAACACUUCAAGGAUGAUUAUGAAAUCCAUGAUAUCAAUUGGAACCUGGAGAAGGCAACAACCAUUUUGGAGAGCUGGCAACGGAAGUUUGUUGAGGUGGCUCACCAGACCCUGCCUCAGAACUCCACACAAAAUAUCCACGCCUUUUCCACCACCACCCUCAAUGAUAUCAUGAAGUCUUUUUCUGAUGUCAGUGCCAUCCGUGUCGCUGGAGGCUAUUUGCUAAUGUUGGCAUAUGCAUGUGUGACAAUGCUGAGGUGGGACUGCUCAAAGUCCCAAGGGGCUGUGGGUCUAGCCGGUGUCCUGUUGGUGGCAUUGUCAGUAGCGUCAGGACUGGGACUGUGUUCCCUUCUGGGCAUUUCCUUCAACGCUGCAACUACCCAGGUACUACCAUUUCUGGCCUUGGGUAUUGGUGUUGACGAUAUGUUUCUCCUGGCUCAUGCAUUCACUGAGACAGGUCAAAAUAAGAACAUUCCUUUCAAGGACAGAACAGGCGAGUGUUUGAGACGAACUGGGACCAGCGUCGCGCUCACAUCCAUUAAUAACAUGAUUGCUUUCUCGAUGGCUGCAUUAAUUCCCAUCCCUGCUCUUCGUGCCUUUUCCUUGCAGGCUGCAAUAGUCGUGGUUUUUAAUUUUGCCAUGGUGCUCCUCAUUUUUCCUGCCAUCUUAAGCUUGGACCUUCAUCGACGGGAAGACAAAAGGCUGGACAUUUUCUGCUGCUUUUCCAGCCUCUGCUCAACGAGGGUGAUACAGGUCCAGCCACAGGAGUUUGCAGAUGCGAAUGAUAGCCACAACUUUCACCCUUCUCUGAAUGGAGGGCCAACGUUUAGCCACAGCACCCUGAUCACCACCACCGUGCAGGCGUUUACCCAGUGCGAUCCCACCGGACAGCACAUUGUCACCAUCAUUUCGCCAACAUCUCAGAUCUCCUCGACUCCUCCCGUCAUUGUGUCUCCAGCAGAGCACCUUGGCUCUCAGGGAAUGGACCCCACCAGCUCCACCCGGGACUUACUAGCUCAGGUGGACGAGGCAAAUGCCUGCAGGGAAUGUGUUCAGAUGCCCUUUGUCAAGUGGAACCUGGCGGAUUUUGCACGGGACAAGUAUGCUCCACUCCUUCUCAAGACGGAGUCCAAAAUUGUCGUGUUGGUCCUCUUCAUGGCCUUGCUCGGGAUGAGCCUUUAUGGAACUACCAUGGUUCAUGAUGGGCUGUACCUUACAGACAUUGUGCCUCGUGAAACCAAGGAGUACAAUUUUAUUGAAGCCCAGUUCAAGUAUUUCUCCUUCUACAACAUGUACAUCGUCUCCAUGGGAGGGUUUGAUUACGCUGCAUCACAGACGUUGCUGUAUGACCUGCACAGGAGUUUCAAUGGCAUCAAAUACAUUGUCCGUGAAGAGGAUAAAGAGCUGCCAAAGAUGUGGUUGCAUUACAUUCAGGACUGGCUAAGAGGGCUCCAGGCUGCAUUUGAUGAAGACUGGCGGACAGGCAAAAUCACCAGGGAGGGUUACCGUAAUGGUUCAGAAGAUGGUGUCCUUGCCUAUAAAUUACUCAUACAAACAGGAAACAAGAAAGAACCCUUCAACUACAACCAGUUGUCUUCAAGGCGUUUGGUGGAUGAGGAUGGAAUCAUCAACCCUGAUGUCUUCUACAUCUACCUGACGGUGUGGGUCAGCAAUGACCCCCUCGGCUAUGCUGCAUCUCAAGCUAACUUCAACCCCCACCCACCCGAAUGGAUUCACGAUAGAUAUGACACCACUGGAGAGAAUUUGAGAAUUCCCACUGCCGAGCUGAUCGAGUUUGCCCAAUUCCCGUUCUACCUGACUGGCCUGCAGCAGACCUCCGAUUUCAUUGAAGCUAUCGAGAGCGUCAGGGCAAUAUGUGAGGAGUUUUCCAAGAAGGGUGUUCUCAGCUACCCCAAUGGUUACCCGUUCCUGUUCUGGGAGCAGUACAUCGGCCUGCGUCACUGGUUCCUGCUCACCAUCAGCAUCGUGUUGGCCUGCACCUUCCUGGUCUGCGCUCUUCUGCUGCUAAAUCCCUGGACCGCUGGCAUCAUUGUUUUUAUUCUGGCUAUGAUGACAGUCGAGCUGUUUGGUAUCAUGGGACUGAUGGGAAUCAAACUGAGUGCAAUCCCUGUCGUGAUCCUGAUUGCCUCUGUUGGAAUUGGAGUGGAAUUCACUGUCCAUGUAGCUCUGGGUUUCCUAACGGCCAUUGGGAACAGGAAUCUGCGUUCUGCAUCGGCACUGGAACACAUGUUUGCACCAGUGAUAGACGGGUCAAUCUCCACACUACUUGGGGUCUUGAUGUUGGCUGGUUCUGAGUUUGACUUCAUUAUUAGAUAUUUCUUUGCCGUUUUAACCAUAUUAACAAUAUUGGGCAUCCUUAAUGGUCUGGUUCUCCUUCCUGUUUUGCUCUCAGUCAUUGGACCCCCAGCUGAGUUCACUCCAGCAGAUAGAGGCAGUCAAUUGCCAAUGCCUUCUCCUGAGCCCAUUCCUCCACCCAUGAAUCAUCACGGGUUCUACAUCCAUUCAUUCCCACAGCAGCAGAGCAUGUUUAAUGAGUCCUCUGACUCGGAAUAUUAUUCGGAAGCCACAGUGUCUGGGAUCAGCGAAGAGGACCUGCCACAGUUUGACCAGAGUGCGUACAUCAUCCCACCAAUUCGCUCACAGAUACUGGUGGAGUCUGGAAACAAUCCUAACUUUCCUCGAGUCACUAUUGUGAAGCCGUACAAAGAUGUUAAGGAUUUGUCGCACAAGAAGAAGAAUUUAAACUCAAAAGUACCAGCUCGAUCCACUGUUGAUUCGGUUAGUUCUCAACUAGCUUGGCAAGAACCUCAAGACUUAAAUAAAGCAGCAGGAGAGGGGAGGCAACAGGUCUCUAACAAUGGACUGCACAGCAGAAGUGUUGCUCAACCCAUCCAGCCUGCCAGUUCCUCCAGGGGUCAACACAGGUCUCGCAACAGUAGGACUCACCAUCCUAGGACUACACUUCCUUCAUUCUCCACUGGUGUGUUUGGCCCCAGUAACCCUUUCACAACGGUGACUGCCACGGCAUCAGUGACGCUCUCCGUGCACCCGAGUGUACCGCAGACAUUUAAAGGGUACACACACGAAGGGUUUGAGGACAGCGAGUCAGACUGCUUUGAGAUACCUUCUCCGUAUGUGAAUCAUGAGAAAACAAUGGACUCCAAGGAGGAGCUUUUUGAACUUCAGGAUGCUGAAUGUGAAGUGAGGAAAUUGGAAGCCCCAAGAAGGCAUUAGGUCGCCUCAAAUGAAUGUGGCAGCCAAAGAAUGCUUUUAUUCCCCCGUCAUCACCCCAGUCCAUCGCAUAUCCCGACAUCCUCUGGCUCAAGAAAUGUGUAAAACUGCCUAUGUACAUAAACCUCAUGAUGGAGACAGGAAGAUUUAUAUUAAAAUAUUAAGUUGGUGUUUAAAUAUAUUUUAAUACUAAAAAAAAUCAAAACAAAACAAACCUAUUUAAUGAUGUACUGUAUACUUCUGUAUUACUGUAUAUACUGUGUAAAGCACCGGAGAAUUCAGAGUCAGAGUUCCAAUGAAUGGUAAGAUGUGUAGACUGUGUACGAUGAAGAGAAUUUUUGUAACUUUGGGUUCAGAUAAAUGAUAAUUGCUUGAUUAUUUUGCUGCUAUGCCUUUUAAAACUUAAAAGUUUAUCUAGAUUAGAUUCUCUAUCCUGUCAGGAUUUUCUUUCUAUGCAAGUACCUAGUCGUCAUGAAAGAAGUUUGUUUUCACUUCAGAUUACCGUGGUUACGGAAGUAAUUUGCCUUUCUCCCAGUUCUGUGUGUGGGGGGGUGCGUGGGACCUACUGUAAUUCCCUUUUAAAUAAUUUAUUAGCUCAGAGUAAAUCCCAAUCUUACAAAAUAUCAAAAAUACUAACCAUAUUUACACCACACAGUACCUGCCAUAUUGCAAACUGAUUUUUUUUUUAGCCUUUAUUCCAUUGAAUUAAUUUCUCCAGUGGAUGGUGCCACGAGCAUUUAAGCAACGAUAUAAUCUAAAUUGGUAACAUGGGUAUCGAUGUGAUAUUCAUGUCAUCCACAGCCAUAUAGUUCACAAAAUGGCUACUGCCCAUUGUCGACUCUUUGGAUUGCUCAUUAACGCUGAAGCUGCAAAAAAAUUGGAUUUAGGCUUCGCUAAUGGGCUCACUGACUAAAUUAGUACAAUUUUGAUCAGUCUCAACUCCGUGCCUGGCAUUUGCUGAGUUAGUUGACGUAAACCGAGGCUGGUGAUAGUGCGUGUAGGAAGGAACAGCAGAUGCUGGUUUAAACCGAAGAUAGACACAAAAAGCUGGAGUAACUCAGUGGGACAGGCAGCAUCUUUGGAGAGAAGGAAUGGGUGACGUUUCAGGUCGAGACCCUUCUUCAGGCGUUACUGAGUUACUCCAGCUUUUUGUGUCUAUCUUUAGUGAUAGUGCGGCAGAAAUGGCAUCCAUUCUCUUUGAUUACUUGGGUGUUCUUGCCACUGAUUUACCAGUGGAUUCCGACAGAACUGUGCACAUGCUCGGAGAAGAUAGGAUUCAGCUCAGGAAUCAUUACCCAUGGCAAGCAGCCUCCCCAAGCCCCAUCACCAAAGCUCAAAAAUGAGCAAGUUGGUAAAAGAUGACUUGUGUUGCACGGAAUCAGAGCACAAUGGGGAAAACAUCAAGAAGUGGGAGGCAAGAAAAUUGACAAGAGAAAAAUCCAUUGUCAUUUUAGCCUAUGUGUGAGAGAAACAUACCA
Messenger RNA from Amblyraja radiata (thorny skate), 6529 nucleotides. RefSeq names its product patched 2 (gene ptch2). The record is from RefSeq and is a predicted model, not a curated record. NCBI's taxonomy places the organism in Eukaryota, Metazoa, Chordata, Chondrichthyes, Rajiformes, Rajidae. Gene Ontology annotation, biological process: negative regulation of smoothened signaling pathway. Gene Ontology annotation, molecular function: hedgehog family protein binding; smoothened binding; hedgehog receptor activity. The transcript has 24 exons. Gene Ontology annotation, cellular component: plasma membrane. Bases 744 to 5054 code for a protein of 1436 amino acids.